Messenger RNA from Diceros bicornis minor, 2118 nucleotides. RefSeq names its product kelch like family member 28 (gene KLHL28). The transcript has 5 exons. Gene Ontology annotation, molecular function: protein binding. Bases 93 to 1808 code for a protein of 571 amino acids. The record is from RefSeq and is a predicted model, not a curated record. NCBI's taxonomy places the organism in Eukaryota, Metazoa, Chordata, Mammalia, Perissodactyla, Rhinocerotidae.
GGUUUGACGAAAGGCGAGCGAGGCUCCCGCCCGGUCUCCAGUUGUCCACGGCUCCUCCUCCUGUCGCGGCCGGCGGGAUUCCGGGGACUCAGAUGGACCACACAUCCCCGACCUACAUGCUUGCUAACUUAACCCACUUACAUUCUGAACAGCUUCUGCACGGCUUGAAUCUUCUUCGUCAGCAUCACGAACUCUGUGACAUCAUUCUUCGAGUAGGUGAUGUUAAAAUCCAUGCUCACAAAGUGGUACUUGCCAGCAUCAGCCCGUAUUUCAAAGCUAUGUUCACUGGAAACCUUUCUGAGAAAGAGAACAGUGAGGUUGAGUUUCGGUGCAUUGAUGAAACCGCUCUCCAGGCCAUUGUGGAAUAUGCCUAUACAGGGACCGUUUUUAUUUCUCAGGACACAGUUGAAUCUCUCCUUCCAGCAGCAAACCUACUCCAGAUAAAACUUGUCCUGAAAGAAUGUUGUGCAUUUCUUGAAAGCCAACUUGAUCCUGGUAAUUGUAUUGGAAUUUCUCGUUUUGCAGAGACAUAUGGUUGUCAUGACCUUUCUCUGGCAGCCACUAAAUACAUAUGCCAGAAUUUUGAAGCUGUUUGCCAGACUGAAGAGUUUUUUGAGCUAACGCAUGCUGAUUUGGAUGAAAUUGUUUCCAAUGACUGUUUGAACGUAGCUACUGAAGAGACUGUUUUUUAUGCACUCGAGUCUUGGAUCAAGUAUGAUGUACAAGAACGCCAGAAAUACUUAGCACAGCUACUUAACAGUGUGCGAUUACCGUUGCUGAGUGUUAAGUUUCUCACUAGACUGUAUGAAGCAAACCAUCUUAUUCGUGAUGAUCGCACUUGUAAACAUCUGUUGAAUGAAGCCCUAAAGUACCACUUUAUGCCUGAACAUAGACUCUCUCAUCAGACAGUCUUGAUGACACGACCUCGCUGUGCUCCCAAAGUACUUUGUGCAGUAGGAGGAAAAUCUGGACUGUUUGCCUGUUUGGAUAGUGUGGAGAUGUACUUUCCUCAGAAUGACUCUUGGAUUGGUUUGGCACCCCUAAACAUUCCUCGCUAUGAAUUUGGAAUAUGCGUUUUAGACCAAAAAGUGUAUGUUAUAGGUGGUAUUGAAACUAAUGUGCGUCCUGGCAUCACUAUCAGAAAACAUGAAAAUUCAGUAGAAUGCUGGAAUCCUGAUACCAAUACCUGGACUUCUCUGGAGAGGAUGAAUGAGAGCCGAAGUACCCUUGGAGUAGUAGUACUUGCGGGAGAACUCUAUGCUUUAGGUGGCUAUGAUGGACAGUCUUAUUUACAGUCUGUAGAGAAGUAUAUUCCCAAAGUGAGGAAGUGGCACCCUGUGGCACCGAUGACUACAACAAGGAGUUGUUUUGCCGCAGCUGUGUUGGAUGGAAUGAUUUAUGCCAUUGGUGGCUAUGGUCCUGCCCACAUGAACAGUGUGGAGCGUUAUGAUCCCAGUAAGGACUCCUGGGAGAUGGUUGCAUCUAUGGCAGAUAAAAGGAUUCACUUUGGUGUGGGUGUCAUGCUAGGCUUUAUUUUUGUAGUGGGUGGACAUAAUGGUGUCUCACAUUUGUCAAGCAUUGAAAGAUACGACCCUCAUCAAAAUCAGUGGACUGUGUGUAGACCAAUGAAAGAACCCAGGACAGGAGUCGGUGCUGCAGUGAUUGAUAAUUACCUUUAUGUGGUGGGUGGUCACUCAGGCUCUUCCUAUCUGAAUACUGUGCAGAAAUACGACCCUAUCUCAGAUACGUGGCUGGACUCAGCUGGCAUGAUAUACUGUCGCUGCAACUUCGGAUUGACUGCACUGUGACCCGUUUGGGCCAUGGAAGCUGUGGUGAUGGACCCUGUGCUGCAUGGAAGGAUGCCCAGUUUUCUGAAGCCCAAAAGCUGCAUUGCUUUCUUUUUAACUUGAAAUGGCAUGAAGACUCCAAGUUUUGUUGGGUACUUUGAACUAAAAGUAGUUUUGGUUGCUCUUGAUUACACAGUGAAUCAAUAAUCAAAAAAAAAAAACAAAAAGGAAAGAUCUUGCCCAUUGAAUCGUGCACUUUUUUUCCUAAUGCUGAGAUAGAGUAGUUUUAUGUUCCUCAGUGUACAUGUGGAGAAAAUCUUGCUGCUUUUUU